GGCAGCUGUGGGCGUGGCCGAGCGGGCUCGCCUCUGCUCGUGCUCCCUCCCUCCCGCCGCUCUGCCCGCGGGUCUCCCUGCUCCGCUGCGGGGUCCCGGGCUCCGGUCCCGGAAGUGGACUCGCGUCCUGCGUUCCAGGCUCCGGGACGCCGCGACUGUCGUCACGGUGGCAGCCACUACAUCUCGCCCCACGUCGGCGGCGCUAGGCGCCGUAGUGCCGACGAGCCCCGAGCCCAUGACAGGUCAAAGCCAGUCGGCGGCCGGGUCGGCGGCGUGGAGCACGGUGUUCCGCCACGUCCGGUACGAGAACCUCGUGGCUGGCGUGAGCGGCGGGGUCUUGUCCAACCUGGCGCUGCACCCGCUGGACCUCGUCAAGAUCCGCUUCGCUGUGAGCGACGGACUGGAAGUAAGGCCAAAAUAUAAAGGAAUUUUACAUUGCUUGACUACCAUUUGGAAAGUUGAUGGACUACGAGGACUUUACCAAGGAGUAGCCCCAAAUGUGUGGGGUGCAGGUUUAUCCUGGGGACUCUACUUUUUCUUUUACAACGCCAUCAAAUCAUAUAAGACAGAGGGAAGAACUGAACAGUUAGAGCCAGUAGAAUACCUCGUCUCAGCUGCAGAAGCUGGGGCCAUGACUCUCUGCAUUACAAACCCAUUAUGGGUGACGAAAACUCGCCUUAUGUUACAGUACGGUGGUGUUGUUAACCCCUCACAGAGACAGUACAAAGGAAUGUUUGAUGCACUUGUGAAAAUAUAUAAAUAUGAAGGUGUGCGUGGAUUGUACAAGGGAUUUAUCCCUGGGCUGUUUGGAACCUCACAUGGCGCCCUUCAGUUUAUGGCAUAUGAACUGCUCAAGUUGAAGUACAACAAACACAUCAGUAGAUUACCAGAAGCCCAGCUGACCACAGCAGAAUAUAUUUCUGUUGCAGCACUAUCUAAAAUAUUUGCUGUAGCAGCAACAUACCCCUAUCAAGUUGUGCGAGCCCGUCUUCAGGACCAGCAUGUGUCUUACGGCGGUGUGAUGGAUGUGAUCAUAAAGACGUGGAGGAAAGAAGGCAUCAGUGGAUUUUACAAAGGCAUUGCUCCCAAUUUGAUCAGAGUGACUCCAGCCUGCUGUAUCACCUUUGUGGUCUAUGAAAACGUCUCACAUUUUUUGUGUGACUUUAGAGAAAAGAAAGUAAGGUAAAAGAAGAUUCCAGUGUAUCUGCUUGAGGCAGCAACAGACUCCUUUGUGUUUGAAACACAAAACUCAGAAGAAUACAACAGCAUCACACCUCAAGCUCAGCAUGUCUAUAUCAGAAGUCAGAGGACUGAAAAUCUUGAUGUUUUCUGCCCUGGGCUUUUCUUAUGUGUGGAGGAGCUUGGCUGCCUCUGCCUGCAGUAGACACCAUCAGCAUAAAGUUGAAGCUGAUAGCCAGUAUGAGAAUGGACAAGGUCUUCCAUUUCAUUGCUGAACUAGAAGCUAAUUUGCAAUAUUUGUAAAUAAUUAGAUGAAUGUUUUUUUCUGAACUCUCUUGCCUGGAUUGUCUUUAAAACUGACCUAUGUGCAAUAACGAGGAGCUGGCUUCUUACAAGAAUGGCUGCAUUUCAGGGUACGUUAGACUGGGGGGCUUAGGAAUAAGAUGUUAUCCAGAUCCAGCCCAUUCUGAAUGGAGAUGUUUUUGUUAGAAAUAAAGUCCAUUAUAAAUGUGCUUUUACUUUAAUCCAAUUGGAACACACUAACUACACAAACUGGAGAAUUCAUGUAUUUAGUCUGAGAAAUAUCUACCAUCUUUUGCCGUUCCAUUUCUUAAUUAUUUAAAGUGUGAUUCUGGAUCCCAACCUUGUUUUUUGGCCAUAAACAGUAUGUGCUUGGAGUAUAUAAAGUCUGAGCUUCUGGGAUCCGGUGAAGCCUUCGUGUGGCAUGUGUGGUUACAAAUCACUCAUCAGGAAUGCCGAGUCCCAUUUCAGAGCGGGUGUGUUUGCUGUGAGCUUGUUAAAAAACUAAAGAAAUAAACAUUCCUUUUUGUCUUAAUA
Molecule: messenger RNA, 2016 nt
Organism: Onychomys torridus (southern grasshopper mouse)
Lineage: Eukaryota; Metazoa; Chordata; Mammalia; Rodentia; Cricetidae
Gene: Slc25a32
Product: solute carrier family 25 member 32
Exons: 7
Coding region: 236-1186 (316 amino acids)
Biological process (GO): folate import into mitochondrion; nucleotide transport
Cellular component (GO): mitochondrion
Molecular function (GO): FAD transmembrane transporter activity; folic acid transmembrane transporter activity
Source: RefSeq, a predicted model, not a curated record